CGCGGCGGCGGCGGCAGCAGCAACGGUCGCGAUCCCCCCCUCCCGCCGAGCCACUCACCGAGGCGCAGGGGCUGGAGGUGGCGCUGGGGGUCGGCGAGCGCUGCACCGUCACCAGAGCCAUCGGGGCGCGGCGGGGCCUCCCCGGCCGGCCUGCCAAGAGCCCUCGGGAGACCCAGACAUGGCCGCAGACCCAGAGCGGGAAAACGGUUCCGAAACCAACCAUGGCAACGACCUCCCCGUGGGAGUGGAAAACCCAAGCUCGGGGGCGGCCCUUCGCGCUGUGACUCCGGCGGUGGACGCGAAGUGGAAGGCCGCCUUCCACGAGGGCGUCCAGCCGCGAGCGCUGCACCUCCAGGGCAUCAAGAUGGAGAAGCUGCGGAAGAAGACGCUUCAGCAGAAGAAGAUGGAGAAGGAGGAGCCGCCGGACAGCCUGUCCCAGGACUGGCUCAACACCGAGUCCAUGACGCUGGAGACCCGAGCCUACCUCCUGGACAAGCUGCUGCCCACCUUGGUGCCCGCCGUGGAGGCGCUGCUGAAGGUGGCGGAACGGAAGCAGGCGCUGGAGCCCCAGGAGUCCCAGCCCUGCCCGUUUGACCCGAUGAUCUUCCUGGGCGAGUACCUGAUGAGGCAUAACCCUGCCUACGACCUGACCGCCCAGCCCAACCCCUACGUCCGAGGGCUGAAGGCCAUCACGGACCAGCUGAUGGCGCGCGUGCCCGACACGACCAUGCACAA
This is a messenger RNA of Thamnophis elegans (Western terrestrial garter snake), 735 nucleotides long. It is a transcript of the gene EFCAB5, whose product is annotated as EF-hand calcium binding domain 5. NCBI's taxonomy places the organism in Eukaryota, Metazoa, Chordata, Lepidosauria, Squamata, Natricidae. The annotation marks the transcript as partial. The record is from RefSeq and is a predicted model, not a curated record. The transcript has 2 exons.